Molecule: messenger RNA, 996 nt
Organism: Mycena citricolor
Lineage: Eukaryota; Fungi; Basidiomycota; Agaricomycetes; Agaricales; Mycenaceae
Source: the annotation of a GenBank genome assembly
CUCAUAUAUCAUCCAUGACCGUGACGCCCGCGAACCAGCUCGCCAGCCCCAUCCCGCGCUGUGGGCCGUGGAAUCGAGUGGGCCCUCGCCCAGGCUCGGCAGAACUCUCCGGACGAAACAAACGAUCCUCAGUUCCGUCUGCCUGCCUGCCUGCCUCAACCCGCGAUUCGACCUGCCUCGGGUGUGUCGUGUACUGUAACCAUGGCGGCGCGCGCUCCUGGCCAUUGUUCUCGCUCCCCCGCAUCACACAGCGCCUUCCCGAGAACAAUAGCCCUCCGCCUUCUCGCUCUCUCUCUCUCGUCACACAAUCCCCGCGUGCAUAACAAUGGGCCCGCUUGCAGGACAAUAGCCCCUGAUAUACAUCGCAGCCCCGGCCGCCUAGAUCUCGAGUGGCGGUGCCACGCGUGUGUGGUGUUCUGGCAUCUUACAUACGAAUCGCAUCUUCUGAAUUGGAAAUCAAGUCAGAGGAAGCGGCCGACCGCGGUGCAGCGCAGCGCAACACAUGCACAUGCAUAUGGGCUGGCGGAACACACAGCACAUGUGACGAGAAUAGGCUCACUUCUGGUUGGGGGCCGCGGCGCUGCGGCUGAUUUAAUUGAUCUGGAAGCAGCAGCAGGAGCGAACGACUGUUAUGCCAGUGGGACUCCGUCUCUGCUCUGUGCACACAGCGCGAAUGCUCGCCCAUGGAGGGAGGGAGAGAUGCGUGGAAUGGCAUGGUCCGGGCUCGCACGUGUUCUGGGGUGAUUCGAAAACAUACGCGGUUCAGACACGUGAUGGGGGUGGGCCGGUGUUCAUCACAGCACUGGCGGGUCGCAGUCCAUGUGUCGGCCGUGGUCGACUAGGAUCAGGCCUGCGGCACUGCAAUCUAAUCUGAUAGCACAAUCAGGGGAGAAGUCGCUGCGCGCUGUCACCCUCAGACUGAGGCUGGCUACCUCCAGCUGCGCUGUCCGCCCAUCUGUCCGAGUCUGAUCUCCUGGCAGAUCCGCACAAAGCCUG